CCCGUUGCGGAUGUUAGUACCCGCGAUCCGAGUUCUAAAUUUGUAUGAGAAAUUUUGCGAGUAAAAAAAAUUGUGAAUGGUCAGUGCUAUUUUUGUUACAUUCAUUAAUCAUUGAAUGAGGAUAUUUUUGUUUUUUGUAUAAGUUAACGGGGAGUUCUGAUACAUCGACCAUGGCGCCCAAACAUAACACAUGAUCAAUUAUCAUCAAUUCUUAGACAUAGAGCAGAAAUAUGUUUAAUUAGCUAUCUGAGUAAUAGACACUUAGUCAUAUGCACAGAGAGGCAUCAAACGUCUUAGAUUCCUUGAAACUACGGCUUAAGUUGCUACAACGGACGAGAACCUACGUUAAAGUUAUAGAAUUCAUAAAGAAAGACGCUAUACGGUAUUUGUCGAAAUACAUAACACAAGAUAUAAAAUAUUAUGAACAUAUUCAUAGGUAACGACUACCACUCGAAGAAUCUGGUCAAAUUGAAAUCUAUUUGAUUUGAAUCGAUUGCAAUAGCUAACCGACAAUAAUAAACGGUUCAUUUUGUUCUGUAGACGUAAAUAAUAGGCCGUUAAUAAUUGAUAGAAAAAAAAGUUAAAAAAAAGAACGCAAAAUGGCGGCAAAAGCUGAACCGAUCGGUCCUCGCAAUGGGCAUGAAUUGGCGCCUUUGAAUACAAGAGCAGAUGGUAGUGAGAGACCACAUGGAGUUACUAUAGUGCUUCAAGGGUCUAGGAACUCUUUGCAACGCGAUGCACCUGAUGAAGAUCGGGCUGCGUGGUCGGGAAAACUGCAGUUCUUCCUUUCAAUCAUUGGAUACUCUGUGGGGCUGGGCAACAUUUGGCGCUUUCCGUAUUUGUGCCAGCAAAAUGGAGGAGGUGCGUUCCUAAUCCCGUUUCUCAUCAUGUUAAUCCUGGAGGGCAUUCCGCUCUUCUUGAUCGAGAUGGCGAUUGGCCAGAAGAUGAGGCUAGGCUCGCUAGGAGUCUGGAACACUAUCCACCCGUGGCUCGGCGGUAUCGGCAUCUCAAGCUGUGUUGUGACGUUGUUUGUGGCGUUGUACUACAAUGUUAUCAUCACUUGGGUGUUCUUCUAUCUGUUUAAUAGCAUUCGGUUAAGUGCCGACUCUCUCCCCUGGGCACACUGUCCAGCCGACAACGGAACAGCAGAAGAGGAAUGCUCUAAAGCAUCAGCCACUGUAUACUAUUGGUAUCGAGAGGCGUUGGACGCGUCGCCUAGUAUUGACGAACCCGGUGUACCGAGGUGGUGGAUCGUAUUGUACCUCUUGCUGGCUUGGAUCAUCGUGUUCUUUAUUGUUAUGAAGGGGAUUCAGAGCAGUGGAAAGGUGGUCUACUUCACAUCCCUGUUUCCUUACGUAGUAUUGACAAUAUUUUUCGUUCGUGGAAUAACGCUUCCUGGAUCUGCUGAUGGUAUAAUCCAUAUGUAUAAACCUAAGCUGGAGAAACUUCUAGACCCCACAGUAUGGCUGGACGCAGCAACCCAAGUGUUCUAUUCAUUCGGUCUCGCGUUCGGUUCGCUUAUCGCCUUCGGUUCGUACAACCCGCCGAACAACAACUGUGUGCGGGAUGUGCUACUGGUGUCUGUGUGUAAUGCACUGACUGCUAUAUACGCGUCUGUGGUCAUCUUUAGUAUACUGGGCUUCAAGGCGUUUACUAUGGUCGAGAAGUGUAUUAGCAAGGAGAUAAAAGUACUAGCCCUGCACCAUGUGGGCGGGUUCACUCUGAACUCAACACAGGAGUACUACGAAGAGAACUUCCCUCGUCUGAGUGACAAUGUAACAUCGUAUCUGAAUCUCACUGGGUGUACCAUGAGCAGGCAGUUAGAUGAGGCGGCAGAAGGCACAGGUCUAGCCUUUAUAGUGUUCACUCAAGCGAUCUUAAAGCUCACACCAGCUCCAUUUUGGUCAAUUAUCUUCUUCCUGAUGCUGCUCUCUUUGGGUCUUGGAAGCCAAAUUGGCAUCAUGGAAGGAAUGCUGUGCACCAUCUUUGAUAUUGACUUCUUUAAGCGGCUGAGCAAACCCGUUAUUACAGGCAUAGUAUGCACAUUCUGUUUCUUCGUGGGCCUGAUCUUUACGACCGGCGCGGGCGAGUACUGGCUCAAGAUGUUCGACUCUUUCGCUGGAACCAUUGGCCUUGUGGUCGUCGCUUUAUUGGAAAUGAUAUCCGUCAUCUACAUUUAUGGACAUGAGAGGUUCACAAACGACAUCUACGAGAUGACGGGCUACAGGCCGGGCUUGUACUGGCAGGUGACGUGGCGCUACGUGGGCCCCUUCAUCGUGAGCUGCAUCCUGCUCUCGUCGCUCGUGUUCAUGCUCAUCAACCCGCCCAUGUAUGGCGCUUGGAAUGCUGCUGAGGGCCGCGUGGAAAAAACUCCUUACCCGAACUGGGUGCUCAUCAUCGCCAUCCUCAUGAUCCUCGCGGGCAUCCUCCCCAUCCCGAUCGUGCUGCUACUUCGCCGCUUCCAAUGCCUCGCGCUCGAUGUCGACAUACACCAGGGAUCUAUAAGGAGGAUUGAAACCACUGUCUCUACUAAGGAGAUGAUGAGCGAUCAGGAUGUGAUAUCGCCGGAGAACGCGCCGCCCGCGCCCGCGCAGCUCGUCGCAGAUGCAGCCACUAGGUUCACUAUUGGAGAUUUUGACUCGUCAGAUUCGGAACAGGGCGAGGUGCGGGCGUCCGGUACGUGCGACGUCUCGAGCAGUAGUGACGACGACAUUCCAAAUACGAAAAAGAAAUUCUCUCCCAUUCCAGGAACUAGAUUCGCCUUGAAGCCCCUCGGUCUAAAACCAACCACAUUCAAAAUGGACGUCGUCGAUGAUUGACCGUUAUUUUUCAUUUAUCUGAUUCGGGCGUGUACACAUUAUUUUGUGUAUAUUACGUUGAAUUUGUUACUUAAUAUAUUUAGGUAACGGACCUUGGACCUAGUUUUGAAGAUGUUACAAGUGCUUGUUUUUGAACGAAAAACAAGAAUCAAACGGCGCAUUCGCGCUUUUUAUAUCUUCCAGAUUUGAUUUAAGACUUUUUACUUGUUUAAUCAUUUUAUUUGUUGUCGUAUUUUAUAUUUUGCAAUACUUUUGUAACAGAUAAGUUAACAACAAAAUCACAAUUUUUAUUAUAAUUCGUUUUGAUGCUGUGGUUGCUAUUUACAAUAGUUUUUCCGAAUAGCAAUUCACAUGUUAGUUUUAAAUUGAUCAAGAUUGGAAACAGUUAAUAU
Colias croceus (clouded yellow) is the source of this 3211-nucleotide messenger RNA. RefSeq names its product sodium- and chloride-dependent transporter XTRP3. The transcript is spliced from 13 exons. Lineage: Eukaryota; Metazoa; Arthropoda; Insecta; Lepidoptera; Pieridae. The coding region runs from base 600 to 2819 and encodes 739 amino acids. Gene Ontology annotation, biological process: sodium ion transmembrane transport. The record is from RefSeq and is a predicted model, not a curated record. Gene Ontology annotation, cellular component: membrane.